AAGACUUGGUUCCUCCCGCCCGACUUUACAUUCACCCCCGAUGGUCCCCUCCAGCUCGGAGCCGUCAUCACGCAUCCUGGCCGUCCCACCAACGUCAUCGCAUCACCCCGCACCGACCCAUCGCUACAGCUGCCUGAGAUACAGGUCAUCACGGAAAAGAACCACUCACACUCAAACGAGAUUAGCCGCAAGGGCGGAGUCAGUCUUUUUGCCAAGUUUGUCGAGUUUGCUUCUGGCUCUGUGUUGUACGAGGCUAGCCGACGAAAUCUUCUUCAAUAUGGAAAUGUCGAUCACGAAGUUCGAUCUCUCUUGGCACCUUUCUCAAAAGACUUUCUCCAGGCUCUUAUUAGCUUGGAUUCAGUGAAGGAGCACAUUGACUCGGGUCUGUAUGGCAAGAGACCCAUAUACCUUGUAUCUGGUCUGCGGGUCACAAACGAGUCGUUCACAGUAACCAAGGAGAAAGGAACUGGCAACCAGGGUGAAAUUUCAGCCUCUGGUCCCACAGGCCCUGUCCCAGUUGAAGUAGGUGGAAGCCUAUCCGGGGGUGUGGAGAGAACAAAGGCGGAUUCUUACGAGACGGCCCCG
Molecule: messenger RNA, 585 nt
Organism: Fusarium vanettenii 77-13-4
Lineage: Eukaryota; Fungi; Ascomycota; Sordariomycetes; Hypocreales; Nectriaceae
Exons: 1
Source: RefSeq, a predicted model, not a curated record